Panicum virgatum (switchgrass) is the source of this 1510-nucleotide messenger RNA. RefSeq names its product thylakoid lumenal 29 kDa protein, chloroplastic-like. Gene Ontology annotation, molecular function: heme binding; peroxidase activity. The record is from RefSeq and is a predicted model, not a curated record. NCBI's taxonomy places the organism in Eukaryota, Viridiplantae, Streptophyta, Magnoliopsida, Poales, Poaceae. Gene Ontology annotation, cellular component: chloroplast thylakoid membrane. The transcript is spliced from 11 exons. Gene Ontology annotation, biological process: response to reactive oxygen species; cellular response to oxidative stress; hydrogen peroxide catabolic process. The coding region runs from base 137 to 1204 and encodes 355 amino acids.
ACGAUUUCGCGGCCUUAUCCUCGCGCGCCACCGCGGCACCCACCCACCGCCACACCAGCCAGCUGCCCGGCAGAGCGCUGAACAAGCCAGAGCAUCACCGCAUCAGCCGCGGGCGAAGGGGCGAGCAGCUGAAAAAAUGGCGGGGGCGGCCUUCCUCUCGACCGCGCAGGCUCCCGCGCUGCUCGGCGCCCGCGGCGUCGCUGCCUCGCCGUCCGUUUCGUCUCCGGCGCGGAGGCACCUGCACAUUCAAGUCUACUGCAAGGGCAAUGUUGAGGGCAUUGAGGCCGCUGAUCAUGAAGAGGGUCUGCGAUUCCGGAGAAGGGACUUCAUCGGCGGCUGCGUCGGGACGGCCAUUGGUCUGGAAUUUAUUGAGGGCUCCACCAAAUUCACAGGAGUGGCUACUGCAGCUGAUCUCAUCGAGCGUAGGCAACGCUCUGAGUUCCAAUCAAGCAUCAAGGAUACCCUCUAUACAGCUAUAAAGGCUAAGCCAGAGCUCGUUCCAUCUUUGUUGACCUUGGCCCUGAAUGAUGCCAUCACAUAUGAUAAGGCCACAAAAACUGGAGGUGCAAAUGGAUCUAUCAGGCUAGAAAUAAGCAGACCUGAAAACAGUGGGCUCUCUGCUGCGUUGGAUCUGCUGACUGAAGCCAAAAAGGAGAUAGAUUCCAAAUCCAAGGGAGGUCCAAUUUCAUUUGCAGAUCUGAUCCAGUUUGCAGCACAAUCAGCGCUGAAGAGAUCAUUUCUUGAUGCGGCAAUUGCCAAAUGUGGUGGAAAUGAAGAGAAGGGAAGAACCCUAUACUCUGCAUAUGGUUCAAACGGGCAGUGGGGUCUGUUCGACAAAACAUUCGGGAGAACAGAUACACAAGAAGCUGACCCAGAGGGAAGGGUACCUAAUUGGAGCAAAGCUUCUGUUCAGGAGAUGAAGGAUAGGUUUGUUGCUGUUGGGUUGGGUCCUCGCCAGCUUGCUGUGAUGUCAGCCUUCCUUGGACCUGACCAGGCUGCUACGGAGGAACGACUGAUUGCUGAUCCAGAUUGCCGUCCAUGGGUCGAGAAGUACCAACGGAGUCGUGAGACAGUCUCCCGGACAGACUAUGAAGUUGACCUGAUAACCACACUCACAAAGCUGAGCUCCCUUGGCCAGAAGAUAAAUUACGAAGCCUACACUUACCCCAAGCCAAAGAUUGACCUGGGUAAAUUGAAACUGUGAGAGAUGCUUGCCGGGCAUCUGCAUCGGCCAUGUUCAGGAACCAGAAGCUCAUGAACUGGUGGGCUCCGGCUGCUCAAGAGUGAUUUGAUUCGGUGGUGACGUUCAUGUAACGGCUGCUCAUCGGCUGUCAGACUUCAAUAUCAGACUUUUGUUUUCCAUGGCAAUUAGGAUGGUACGUCUAGAUAGUUAGAUUUCAUUGUCUGGUUUCGUUUUCCGUGAACUUGAAAGUGCCAGACAUGAUUGGGACAAACGAGGUGUUCUGUAAAUUCUCUUUGUGCAAUCUACAUGUAUGUGGCUACUGAAUAA